This is a messenger RNA of Saxophila tyrrhenica, 4206 nucleotides long. RefSeq lists its product as uncharacterized. The transcript is spliced from 2 exons. Lineage: Eukaryota; Fungi; Ascomycota; Dothideomycetes; Mycosphaerellales; Extremaceae. The coding region runs from base 1 to 4206 and encodes 1401 amino acids. The record is from RefSeq and is a predicted model, not a curated record.
AUGUCCUACAGUGCGCACGCAUCGCUUGGCUCUCGACAGCAUACCUCCGGCCGGCAAGCAGACAACCUCCGGCGCAACAAGUCUUACAGCAGGAAGGUCCUGGUGUCAGACCAAGAUGCAUACAUCUACGCACUCCGGGCUGCGUACCUUGCCUACCUCCUCCAGCCCAGGCAGAAGAGGAUACAACAUGUGGCCAAUACCUCGAAGCCGAUCCAGCGCUCCUCGACUUCUAUCAACGACAUGAUGAAGGAUUUCAGCGUGAUAAGAGACAACAAGAGCGUACGGUUCCCGCAUGGCUUCAUGUCGGAAUUGGAUAAGAGGAUGACGGGGGUGCUUAUUGGCAAGGAGAGGAUGCCGGAGUACAGUGAUGCGCUGAUCAAGCGGACGUUUGCGACAUUCCUGAACGAGUUCAAGAACCCUACGUUUCGCAAGUCGAUGGAGAAAGACAGGAGGGUGGAGGACUUGCUGCUCAUCUUUUUCUCGAAAGCGACAAGCGAGCUGCAGAAAGGCAAGGGGCCAGACGACGACAGUUGGAAGCUCAUGGUGGAUCGGCAUGUGGCGUUGUUCGUCAGGAUUAUUAGCAGUACUUUGAACAACAACGACUGGACCCGGGAUAGGCCAGAGCUUGCGUCAAAAUUGAAGACACUGGAAACCAAACUGCUGCAACAUGAUCAAGAUAUUGCGGAUGCAGCGAGGGCAGGAGGGUCCGGAAGCCAAAGCAUAGAGGUGGAGGUGCCACGAAGCUAUGAAGUCCGAGAUAUGCCUUUGGUCUUGAGAGUCUGCCGCAUCUUUGCGAAACCGACGGCGCAAGCGCAGAACGACAUCAAUGCGCAUAAGAAUGAAUGGACAGAGCAGGCGGCACUUCGAGACAUGAAAGACUAUCAGAACCAUAUGCUACUCAACACACGUGCCACGCUUACAAAGGACGACUUUGAUUCAGACGAUGCGUACGAGACCUGGAGGAAGGCAGAGCUUACCGACCUCAGCCAGAUGAUGCUCGCGAUCCUGCAGACCAACCCAGAGCUGGCGAAAACCAGUACUGGCGGAGCAUCAGGUCUGCCACAGUUCAAGCCCCCAAACGCUGCACAGAACGACAGCUCGUACAGUGACACCAGCAGACAUCUAAGCGGUGAGAUGGAUUCGAGCUAUGUCAUCGACCAGCCUGUUGACAUGAGCGCACUCAAUUUAGGCGAUAGCAGCCCUCGAGAUUCCGUGUCUGGAGCUUCAGAUGUACAAUUCACUUACAUACCUCCAGAUGCUCGGGCGUACUACAGGCAGUUGGUGAAGAGUGCCCUUUCGCAUGACCUGACGGAUGAGGACUUGGCACCUUCUGUGGCAACGGAAGAGUCUCCAGCAAUGAAGUUGCUCUCGAAGCAGACGACCGAAUUGCUGAACGAAGUGGCAUUGCGCUGGCGCAUACCGCAGUUUUCGCGUCUGGUGCUGUUCCUCGAUGUGAUACAAGAGAAAUACCAGCACCAAGAGAUCUCUCUCGACACUGUCGACGCAGCUUUUCUCUACAUGAAGACACCACCAUCACCGCCGAAGAAGACGCCUGGCAAGGCACAACCCACACAAGUCUCUCUGUUCGAUCGAAGCAAGUGGACGGUCGUAGACUUUGCACUGUACCAGACUGUUCUCGGCGCGCUGCAUGAUGCGCUGCUUCGCGAAUUGUUCGAGCUCUUCCAACACUGCUACGAGGCCAAGCCUCCAACCAUCGGAAGCGUCAUGUACGUCCUGGAGAACCACAUCUAUGAUGAUGAGAUGUUCAACAAGACACCAGAGGACUUGGACGCUUUCUCGCAGACUCUCUCGACUGCGCUUCGACAGAAAGCGAAGACUAAGUAUCACGAGUUGCUGUCGAAGAAUGUCUCGGAUGAUGCGAGGCAGUGGGAGUUCUUCCAUGUCGUCAAGCUGGGCCAGGCGGUGACGAGUUUGUUGGAGAAGAUCCAGAAGCGGUAUCGCAAGAGUCCGGAGGUGAUGGGCGUUAAUCCCCUGUCGAUUCUGGUUGAAGAGAUCCUGCCCAGCUUUGCCGACGACGCGCGUGCACUGGUAAGCCGUAUCAUGCAGCUCAGCAAGGAGAAGGAUGAGGAGGUGCCAAUCCAGGAUGGUUUCGAGCUUUACAAGGAACUCGUCGAUAUCAGACGGGUUCAUGCGCAGGCACUGCAAGGACGCGAAUUCGGUUUCCACAUCGAAGGACUGCUGCAAGACUUCGUGUGGAGAUGGAUCUCGACUACCGACUCGAAGAUCGUGGACUGGAUAGAAGGCGCCGUUGCCCAUGAUGAGUUCCAAGUACGCCAGGACCCGAAGGACAAAGAGCAAGGUCUGCCGCCAACAGACGACGAGAGACACUCGCAAUCGGCUGCCGAUGUAUAUCGUAUCUUCAACCAAAGCAUUGAGCAGAUCAUCAACCUGGAGUGGGAUGACGACCUACAAUACGCCAAGUUCAUGACGGCCAUGAGCAAAUCCAUCGCCAGGGGUGUGGCGCGGUACUGUGAGCUUCUGGAGAAGAAGUUCAUCAAGGAGAUGGACAGACAGACGCCAGAGCAGGAGAUGCGAGCACAGCAGACGCAGAAGGAUAAAUGGAUCUCCGCUGCUCGGGAUUUUUAUGCUACCGGCGGCCGUGGAGGCGAGAAGAUCGAGCCUUUCCAGUUUUGGGCUGAAUCUUUCGUCAAGAUCAACAAUAUUGAGUAUGCCACUUUCCAGCUCGACAAGGUGGAGAAGGAGGUCAACGUGGACGCUUGCGCAGAGGUCAUCAAUAAGCGGGAUCCGCCGCCUCCAGUGAACAUCCGACGGCAACAGGGGACCAAGUUUGUCUUCACCAUCAAGAUCAUCGAAGCUGAGGACCUCAAAGCCGGUGAUAUGAACGGUUUGAGCGAUCCGUACGUCGUACUUGGAGACGAGUACCAGAAGCGCCUAGCGAAAACACGAACAGUCUAUCAGAGUCUCAAUCCUAGGUGGGACGAGACGGUUGACAUUCUGACCACCGGACCGCUCAACGUCAUCGCUACCGUCUGGGAUUGGGAUGCAUUGGGAGACCAUGAUUGCUUGGGACGAACGAGCCUCAAGCUCGAUCCGAGCCACUUCCAGGACUUCCUGCCGAGAGAAUACUGGCUCGAUCUUGACACACAGGGCAGAGUGCUGGUCCGUGUGAGCAUGGAAGGCGAGAGAGACGACAUCCAGUUCUACUUUGGCAAAGCUUUCCGCACGCUCAAGCGCACGGAGAGGGACAUGACGCGCAAAGUCACCGACAAACUGUCUGCGUAUAUUCACCAAUGUUUGUCACGACGCACACUCAAAACACUACUCUCGCAGGGCACCAUCGGUGGUGUGACGAUCUCCAGCGUCAAAGGCUACUUUUCGAAAUACUCUGGCCGGCCUGCGUCUGUGCAGCCGACUACUCCUGCACCGCAAGGGGCGACGCAGAUGGAUGUUACGAACUCGCUCAAACCGCUGUUGAACUACUUUGACGACAAUUUUGCGAUUAUGAAACAGACUUUGACUGAUACUGCGAUGAUCUUGGUUAUGACGAGAUUGUGGAAGGAGGUACUGGUGACUGUGGAAGGUCUUUUGGUGCCGCCGUUGAGCGACAAGGUGUCUGCGCAGCGGCCACUGAGUCAGGCUGAGGUCGAUAUCGUCUAUAAAUGGCUGCAGCUCCUCUUCGACUUCUUCCACGCCGUCGACGAAACCGGCGAAGCGCUCGGCGUGCCCCUCGACAUCCUCAAAUCGCCCAAAUACCACGACCUCCAAAACCUCAACUUCUUCUACUUCGAGUCCACCGACAACCUCAUCCGCACUUCCGAGGCCAUGGCGACCGCCACCUCCAACCGCCAGCAAGAACAAGCCGCGCGCCUGCACCGGCUAUCCGCCCCUCCCGGCUUGCAUAGCUUGCACUCGUCUAUGGCCAUGACAGGCACCCGGCGCACGAAGAGCAUCAUGAUGUCCCGGAAUCUAGGUACGAUGCGCAAGGCGAAGGAGGAGAAGCGGAAGGAGGCGCAGGCGGAUCCGAGCGAUGAUAUGAUCUUGCGGAUUCUGCGCAUGCGGCCGGAGGCGGAGCGGUAUUUGAAGGAUCGGAGUCGGCAGAAGGACCGGUUGGCGGCGGCUGCCGCGGCGGAGGCGAUUGUGAGGCAGAGUUUGCAGGCGAGUAAGCAGAUGCAUGGUUCGGGGGGUGGGGGGUUGAAUCGGAAUUUCCAGACUAUUAGGGAGUAG